AUGAAGAAAUGUCAUAGAAUAACUUCCUGUCAGUCGUGUUCAGUCAUUCAAAGAGAGGAGUCAGAUUUGCCGCACGGAGUGAAGCACGUGCCCUGUCACAACACUACACCAACCGCAUUCAGUGCUGCAGGCGCCUGCUCAUGUGAGGCUUCAAGAUCAGCACCAGCAAUGGCACGUUUUGUACGAGAUGAGGAUAUUUCCCAGCUUCUCCAAGAACUUGAAGAUGAAGAACGAGAGAAUAUGGACCAACCGGACAGAGAGAAUAUCGACGAUUCAGAUAUCGCAAAUGAAUUUGAGGACGAAAUACUUCACCACCAACUUACCGACUCUGAGUCUGAACAAGAAAAUGAACAGGUUAUGGACUUUGAACAUCCUGGUGCUCCAGAAUCAGAUGAUUUUUCAUUUUUUAUAGGUAAGGACAAAGAAACUAUUUGGUGCAGCAAACCAGUAUCGUCACAAUCUAGAACCAGCGCAAAGAACAUUGUUAAAAUCUUUCCAUGUCCUAAAAUAUCUGCCCGAGACACAGCCACAGAAUUGGACGCGUUUUUGAAAAUUUUUGAUUUGAUAUGA
This is a messenger RNA of Nilaparvata lugens (brown planthopper), 570 nucleotides long. RefSeq lists its product as uncharacterized. Lineage: Eukaryota; Metazoa; Arthropoda; Insecta; Hemiptera; Delphacidae. The coding region runs from base 1 to 570 and encodes 189 amino acids. The transcript has 2 exons. The record is from RefSeq and is a predicted model, not a curated record.